AUGUCCCUGGGAAAUUGGAAUUCCCAAAGCAACUGGACCAUUACCUCCUCCGCCUCUAUCCGCGACUGCAUAACUUUCCAAUCCUCUUCCUCUCUCUUCAACGACGAUUGCCAAACCGAUCCCACUCCUCUCUUUCUUCAUUCUCCUUCGCCAGAUUCUGCUCCUUGCGAGAUCAAGAUUACUUUUCCGGAGAAACACGAGCUCAGACAAAUCUACGUUCGAAGCACUGCUCGCGUCUACGAGAUAUACUUUGCGCCCAACGCCCGCACCAACAACGACUAUCUCUGCACAGUUCGAUGCGGUGUUGCUGUUAGAGACGAUCGUGUUCUUCGUUCCCCGGCUGUUCAACAUCUCAGUGUCGAUAAUGUUAAAACUGAAGAUGAUUGGGUUGAGGUCAAAGUUCCUGAUUCUCCGAACGUCGCGUCGCACACGAAAUCCUACCUCAAUUCCACGGAAAAAUAUCAGCCUCAGGAUAUUUAUGAGGCUACAGCAGAGAUUGAUGAUGCAAAUCCUUGCAUUUCUGUUACUAUUCGGCUGCUCUCGCUUCAGAAUAAAGGCUGUGUUUAUGUUGAUGAGAUUUUUUUGUUUGCUGAUCCUGUUGAUUCAGCUGAAUCAGAAAGCGAAGAAAAGCAUGAUGAAAACUCGUCUGGCAGUUCCCUCAUGGCUAUGUUUAUUCCCACUUUAAUGCAAUUAUCCAAGACAACAGGGCUCAGCAAUCUAAAUGCUCUUAGAAAGGAAAAGCCACGUGCUCCGGGGGAUGAUUUGGAAGCAACUGUCACUAGUGAUUCUGUAAUUAAAACUCAGCUGAAAGGAAACAGUAGCAUAACUGAUCCUCAAGAAGUGAAGUUGAAUGAGGUAAAGGGAGGUUGGGUGGGUUCAUCCCAACCAGAGGCAUUCUCACAAAAUGCUAAAAUCGAGAGUCACCCCAUUGCAGUACCCUCACAAACGGCUGAAAUGGACAACACUUGCACUGUUGUACCCUCAAAAAUUGCUGAAAUGAAGAACAACCAUAGUCCUGUUCCCUUUGAAUUAGCUAAAAUGGAGUGCAAUCGUAGUGCUGUCCCCUCACAAGUUGGUAUUCCUGAGAGCAAUGGUGGUUUGUCUUUGGGUGGCAACGUAGAAAGAGUCCUGGAACAGCUUUUAUCACGCAUGGACAAGAUAGAAGAAAUCUGUUUGGGCUUUCAAGAAAAAAUGGUAGUGCCCAUGAGCAGCAUGGAGGCAAGACUUCAAACAGUUGAGCGGAAAGUUGAUACAUUGAUCAAGAAUUUGCAGAACUUUGCAUUACCAUCACAUUGUAGAAUUUCUUCUCCUGAUGCUUUUUGUUUAGAUUCAGAUGCCAAUACCAGUGACAAUUGUCCUGUCAUUGGGGAAAGUGAACCAGAUCAUGAGAAACAUUUACACACUGAGGUACCAUGUGUCUCUCUUCACAUGUCCGAUUCGGGAAAUCCUAAUCAAUUGCUCCCAGGUCUUGUAGUUAGAGCUCCUGAGUUUCCUGAUGGCGAGGACGAAGAAGGUAAUGCAUUAGGACAAGAAACAAGUUCUUUGAAAGAUAAAGAAAAACAGACAAUUGAUGCAGCUUUAUCUUCUGCAUUGGCUAAUCUUUUAUCUUCUAUGUCGUUGGACUCUCCAAAGUAUUCAAAAAGUCUAACUGUUAAAGCCCCCGAGUUUUUAAAUGAAGAUGAUGAUGCCGACCAUGAGAGCAACGGUGAGAUAGCCAAAAAUGACAUUGUUCGUCUUGCAGGCAGUGAGGAAUUUAAUCACGUCCAAGUGUUGACUUCGUUCAAUACUUUGGAAAAUGUUAAGAUGAACCUGGAUUCUAAUUAUAGACACUCUGAAAUGACCGCCCAGGAAGCUGAAAAAGAUGACCAACUUUGCAUUGGCAAAGGAGAUCAAGAAGAGGUGUAUGUGAAAACUAAUAGUAUCGCUGAACUCGAUCCAGAGACUGGUUUUAUUGACAACUCUGAAGAAGAUGAAAAUGGAAAAAUCAAUGGUCAGAAAAGUGAUGGUUUGCAGGACAAGGAGACCCCAUUUGGUGAUAGCAUCACCGAGGAAGGACAGUCUGCUGGAACUGAACUUUCUGUUGAAAAACAGGUCCCUAGAAAAACCUUCCAUGAGAACAUCAUAGAGAACGUUCUUGGAUUUUCAAUUGGUUCCUCUGUUGUAGAUUUUGAAAACUCAAUCUUGGAUGUGAAAUUCGUUUCUCAGACAAAUCGUAACACAGAGCGUUUCCUUGAAGACCUUCUGGUUGAUACACAAGAAACCACCAGUUCAAGAGAUCCAUCUGUCAAGGAAAGGAAUAGCAAUCUUUCCGUUGAGGAGCAACUGAAAAGCAACGUUGAUGUCUCAGUUGAGGAGCAGUCUAAUUUGAUUACAAUAGAUGGGGAACCGGGGAAUCCAGUUAGCGAUAGCCAUUUUGCUGUUGACGGAGACUUGUGUAAUUCGAUACCUGCCAACGUCGAAGGCGACGAUAAUCUGCCACUGCCUGAUGAUCAUAAAAGAAAACGUGAUCAUGUAAUUUGGUCAAGUUUCAUGUAA
This is a messenger RNA of Sphenostylis stenocarpa, 2535 nucleotides long. Lineage: Eukaryota; Viridiplantae; Streptophyta; Magnoliopsida; Fabales; Fabaceae. The record is from the annotation of a GenBank genome assembly.